GUUUUAUGGCCAUGAUCUGUAUUGUCGGGGCCCCGGACUUGAUGGGCAACCGAUUUUUCCCCCAAAUGGAAAAAACGAAUUGGACCUCCACCUGGCGACUCAACUUGAACCUUUCUUUUCAACCCUCCAAGUGUAGCGACAAUGGCGACAAUGGCGACCAUUACGCAGGCCGAGACAGGCACCGAGGCGAUCGAGCUUCGCGACCAAAAAAAUGCCCCAAGCAAUUCACUCGACGACACUGAGCCACCGCCUUCAUCCAACAAGCCCGAUACCGCAGAACUACUCAAGCUCUUGAGUGCAGGCUUCUCCUUCUUUGUCGCCGGAAUCAACGAUGGAAGUAUCGGAGCCCUGAUUCCUCACAUCAUCCGAGAUUAUGGCGUCACCACGGCCAUUGUCUCAUCAGUUUACGGCGCAAACUUUAUGGGAUGGUUUAUUGUCGCCUUUUCUAACACUCAUCUUUGCCAAGUCUUUGACCUUGGCUCCAUGCUCGCCCUCGGAGCUAUUCUGCAAGUUAUUGCACACGUUCUGCGAUCUUGGAAGCCGCCAUUUGCCCUCUUUACCGUGACCUUUUUUAUUAGUAGUCUCGGCCAAGCGUACCAAGAUACGCACGGAAACACGUAUGUUGCUGGAACAAAGGCAUCACAUCGAUGGCUGGCCUUUAUUCACUCCAUGUACAUGGCGGGUUGUCUCGUGGGGCCCUUUGUCGCUACUGCCGUAGCCGCAGGCACUCCGAAAUGGUUUCUAUUCUAUACGUUUCCUCUUGCAAUUGGUGUUCUUAACGUCGCCUUUGUCUUUUAUGCAUUCUGGGAUACUCUGAGACUCAAGAGAAAGCGGCCACUUACCGAGCGGACUCUCGAGGCUGAUGAGUUACCGGCUUCAAGGAACGAAGACGCAUUCUCUUUAAUAAAAGACACAUUUAAGAACAAGGGUUUCUUACUUAUUAGCUUGUUCUUCUUUUUUUACCUUGGCGCCGUCCUCACAGCCGGUGGAUGGGUUGUUGAGUAUCUCAUCGUUGUUCGCGACGGCGAUAUCAACCAGAUGGGUUUUGUAUCUGCUGGCUUUAAUGGAGGAUCACUACUUGGACGAAUGCUGCUGGCUGAGCCCAUACAUCGCUUUGGGGUUCGUAAGAUGAUUUUCAGUUUUACAAUUAUCAGCAUCGGCCUUCAGUUGCUGUUCUGGCUGGUUCCAAAUAUCAUUGCUGCUUCCAUCGCUAUCAGCUUUUUAGGAUUCUUCACGGGUCCAUACUUUGCUACAGGCGUCUCGGUCGCUUCCAAACUCUUCAAUGAUCGCAUCAAGUCCACGGCCCUGGCGUUUGUGUUUGUCUGCGCACAACUCGGAGGUUGUGUGUUCCCAAUCAUAACUGGUCUCGUGGCAUCCAGCGCCGGCGUCAAGGUUUUGCAGCCUGUUCUUUGUGCGCUUUUGGUCGCUACAGCCAUUUCCUGGUUGUUCGUGCCCAUGCCCAAGGAGAAUGACAAUCCGACGUUGCACCAGGAGUAGGUUCGGAGUAUAGACUUGGCCGACAUGUAAUGAUAUCUUGAUCAAGUUUGUGUUGGCAUAGAAGAGUUUUGAUUUGCGAGUGUUUCCAUUUAACUAGAAUUUAUCGUGACCGAUAUUGCAACCCAUUCUACCACAUUCAUGGACCAACCCACCUGUACCAUCCAUCGGAGUUCUAUUAUUCAUUGGUGAGAAUACUAUUAAAAGCGUCUGGCACUGGC
Fusarium odoratissimum NRRL 54006 is the source of this 1715-nucleotide messenger RNA. RefSeq lists its product as uncharacterized. The record is from RefSeq and is a predicted model, not a curated record. The coding region runs from base 142 to 1497 and encodes 451 amino acids. Gene Ontology annotation, biological process: transmembrane transport. Gene Ontology annotation, cellular component: membrane. NCBI's taxonomy places the organism in Eukaryota, Fungi, Ascomycota, Sordariomycetes, Hypocreales, Nectriaceae. Gene Ontology annotation, molecular function: transmembrane transporter activity. The transcript is spliced from 4 exons.